ACCCCCUUAAAGCACAAACAAGUAUUUGCUUUCCCACCUUUUGUUAAAUUAUUUUACUUUGAUAUCUAUUUUUUCCUUUGUGGGCAUUAUGGGAUUAGUUGUUGAUUUCCCAGGAUGCAAAAUUGAGGUACAUUGUAAUUUUGGUAAACACACAUUUGAUAAAAAUUGGAAUUAGAGAAGUUCAAUUGUGAAUUACUUGCUAUUCAAAUGCCUCAGCCAUGGAAAGUCUGUGCUCCAGGUGUUUAUGUUAAGACAACCAUAUGCAUGUAAACGUCUCACAACUCAUUUAAAAAUCAGUAUACACAUCGUCUUUUGUGUAUUUGUGCUCCACCCUCAGUAAAGCAACGCCCACUUACGAUACAACGAAACAUAUAUAUAUGAUAACAUUGCUUCGUUCGUCAAGCGAUCCUUGCAGCAAAAACUUCCAAGAUAUUUGGUUCGCCCUAGUUUUCUUAAUUGUAGUAACAAUGCAUCAACACUGGCUAAAGUGUAUAGUGGGGGCAUUGCUUCUGUUUGUGCUGUCCACCUGUCAGUGUGAACCAGACCACACCGACAGACAACGACCAGACGUCGGGCAAAACAAUGGCAUUCGGUAUGCAACCUGUGAAAUGAGCCCAAACUUACCGCCGGUUGAGGGUUUGCCCCAAAUCUAUGGCCGACUGCUCUUUAGGCAGGAUAAUGCUAAUGGAACGAUGAGAGUCCUUCUCUGGUUUAAUGGAUUCCCCACAGGGAGCGGGCCAGAGCCCAGGGCGUUGCACAUUCAUCAGUAUGGAAACCUGAUGAACGGGUGCGGUUUAACUGGAAAUCACUUCAACCCUGAAGGUGUCGCUCAUCCCAACCACCUGGGAGAUUUGGGAAACUUUCUGCCUCAGCAAGGUGAAAUCAGAGCAGUGUUUGAAUCUGAGGUCACGCUAUUUGGUCAUCUGUCUGUGCUUGGAAGAGCAGUCUCGAUUCACCAGGGGCGGGAUGACCUUGGCCUUGGGGGGAAUGAUGGCAGUCUGAUUCAUGGAAAUGCAGGAGUUGUACUCAGCUGCUGCGUUAUUGGGGUUACCUCCCCCGAUUUGUGGAGGGCACACAUUACGCAAAUAUGGGGAAUUUAAUGCCACAUUUUUGCUGAUAGCCAUACAUGUAGUCAACAUGCGCUGGCUGAUCUUAAAUAUCAUAAUCAUACAACUUUGCACAGGCUAAUUAGCCUGAUACACUGAUUUUUCCUGCUUUGCUUAGAAAAUGUGUGGAAAGUGUUUUGAAGAAAUUAAUAAUAAUUAAUGAUACAUUUUACAGUUAGUUCUUUCAUUACAAACAAACACAAGGACCAGUGCUUGCAAUUGAAAUACGUAGUGCAAAUGCAGUCUUUAAAUGAUGAACUAAUGUUUUUUUUGUUGUUGUUGUUAAUCAAUGAAUGCUUAUAAAUGACAGACAUAUACUUGGCUUCAGAUGACACUAAUGUGAAUGAAUAAAUUACACCGCUGAUGAAACUAUUUCAAUUGUUUGGACUUUAGAGUGGUGAUUUCUGUUCAAAUGUUAUGUAACUGUUGAAUCCUUGGUGGAGUGGUGUCUAAGUACAAUUGGAAGAGUUUUAUUUUACUUCUACAGGGAGUCUAUGAAUUAAAAAUGUUUCUUCAUAGAGGCUAUUGUUAUUUUCCACAUUUUGGUGCUGGCCCCAACAGAUAGAUUCAUAACAAUUCACUGAAACAAUGAAACUAUAUGUCUUUAUGAAAAUACUGUUAACUUGUUCUGUAGUCUAAUGCAUGUUUAAGUUUGUUUAUGCUUACGUGUUCCUAAUAAUGUAUGUUCCUUGUGGAUUAAAAUAAAAGACAAUAAAAUUAUCCAAAAUAACAAAUCAUUACAA
This is a messenger RNA of Syngnathus acus (greater pipefish), 1849 nucleotides long. Its product is annotated as extracellular superoxide dismutase [Cu-Zn]-like. Bases 378 to 1100 code for a protein of 240 amino acids. Gene Ontology annotation, molecular function: superoxide dismutase activity; copper ion binding. Gene Ontology annotation, biological process: removal of superoxide radicals. The record is from RefSeq and is a predicted model, not a curated record. NCBI's taxonomy places the organism in Eukaryota, Metazoa, Chordata, Actinopteri, Syngnathiformes, Syngnathidae. The transcript has 2 exons.